AUGGUUAAUCUUACGAGCCUUGUGGCUAGCGCCUGGCUGCUGCCAGCUGUUUACGGCGCCACGCAGACUUCAAGUGCAGCCUAUUCACAGACCACUCUGCCUGCAGGCGUAGAUGUUGGGGCGAACCUCAUCGCCAAUAUCGAUGAUCCCGAGGCUAUCAAUGCGCAGUCUGCUUGCCCUGGCUAUCGGGCAUCGAAUGUCCAGAAUACUUCCCGUGGAUGGACGGCGACCUUGACAUUGGCUGGAAAAUCAUGCAAUGCAUACGGAACGGAUGUGGAGUCGCUGAAUUUCUCGCUCGAGUAUCUGUCGUCCACGCGUGUUAACAUUUACAUCACUCCGACCCAUGUGGAUUCCUCGAACGCAUCUUGGUAUCAGCUUUCCGAAGAUAUUGUGCCGCGGCCCAAGGCCGACAGCCGGGCAUCUUCCAAAGAUAGUCAUUUCGAGGUCUCUUGGUCCAAUGAGCCUACUUUCGGCUUCAAAGUGGUCCGCAAGGCUACUGGCGAUGUUCUCUUUGACACCACAGGCUCCAAGCUGGUGUAUGAGAAUCAAUUCAUCGAGUUUGUCACAACUCUUCCCAAUGACUACAACCUGUAUGGACUUGGCGAGCACAUUCAGCAGCUACGUCUGCUGAAGAACUCGACCUUCACUUUCUAUGCUGCGGAUACAGCCGAUCCAGUCGAUCUCAAUACGUACGGAUCCCACUCGUUCUACCUGGAUACACGCUACUACGAAGUCAAUGCCAAAGGCUCGCACACUCUAGUCGCAACUGAUAAGGCCGAUGCCUCCAAGGACUAUGUGUCUUACUCACACGGUGUUUUCUUGCGUAAUGCCCACGGGCAGGAAAUUCUCACUGGGACUGAAAACCUCACAUGGCGUACUCUAGGUGGCAGCAUUGACUUGACCAUCUAUGCGGGCCCAACGCAGGCGGAGGUAACCAAGGACUACCAGAUUAGCACCAUUGGACUGCCCGCAAUGCAGCAGUACUUCACCUUUGGAUACCACCAGUGCCGCUGGGGGUACGCUAACUGGUCUGAAGUGGAGGAUGUCGUUGCUAAUUUCGAAAAGUUCGGGAUUCCUUUGGAGAACAUGUGGAACGACAUUGACUACAUGCAUGGCUACCGUGAUUUCGACAACGACCAGAACCGUUAUUCUUAUGAAGAUGGUGCAGUGUUCUUGAACAAGCUGCAUAAGAGUGGCCGUCACUAUAUCCCUAUUGUUGACUCUGCUCUUUACAUCCCGGAUCCCAACAACAAAUCCGAUGCGUACGAUAUAUAUACACGUGGUGCAGAGGCGGAUGUCUUCUUGAAGAACCCCGACGGAAGCACCUACAUUGGCGCUGUUUGGCCUGGGUAUACCGUCUUCCCUGACUGGCACCACCCCAAGGCCGGCGACUUCUGGGCGAACGAGCUUCUGACCUGGCACAAGAAAGUUGCCUUUGACGGUAUCUGGAUUGAUAUGAGCGAAGUCUCUUCCUUCUGUGUCGGAAGCUGCGGGUCCGGAAAGAUUAGCCAGAACCCAGUUCACCCUCCAUUCUCGCUGCCCGGGGAGCCUGGCAACGUCAUUUACGAUUACCCGGAAGGCUUCAAUAUUACGAACUCUACAGAGGCUGCAUCAGCGUUCGCGGCUUCCGCGAGUCAAGCUUCCGCGGCUGCGAGCACUGCCGAAUCUUCUAGUACCACUCCUUACCUGCGCACCACCCCGACUCCAGGAAUUCGCGACAUCAACCAUCCCCCAUACGUGAUCAACCACGCUCAAACUGGUCAUGAUCUUGCUGUGCAUGCUGUUUCUCCGAACGCAACUCACUCUGAUGGUGUCCAGGAGUAUGACGUGCACAGUCUUUUCGGCCACUCCAUCCUUCGUGCGACCUACAAUGGUCUCCGAGAGGUCUUCCCUGAGAAGCGUCCAUUCAUCAUUGGCCGCUCGACCUUUGCGGGCUCAGGCAAAUGGGCCGGUCAUUGGGGCGGUGAUAACUUCUCCAAGUGGGCAUACAUGUUCUGGUCUAUCCCUCAGGCUCUUCAGUUCUCGCUCUUUGGUAUUCCCAUGUUUGGCGUAGACACGUGCGGGUUUAAUGGAAACACCGACGAGGAGCUGUGCAACCGGUGGAUGCAACUGUCGGCCUUCUUCCCCUUCUAUCGCAACCACAAUGAGCUCUCUGCCCUUGACCAGGAACCAUACCGGUGGGCCUCCGUCAUCGAUGCCUCCAAGUCCGCCAUGAAGAUCCGUUACGCCAUCCUGCCGUACAUCUACACCCUGUUCCACGAAGCACACACCACCGGGUCGACGGUGAUGCGCGCUUUGACUUGGGAGUUCCCGAACGAUCCCUCCCUAGCUGCCGUGGACACACAAUUCCUCCUCGGGCCCUCGAUUAUGGUCGUCCCCGUCCUUGAGCCGCAGGUGGACACCGUCAAGGGUGUGUUCCCGGGCGUUAAGGAGGGCGAGGUCUGGUAUGACUGGUACACCCAAACCGCCGUCGACGCGAAGCCACACGUUAACACGACCAUCCCCGCUCCACUGGGUCACAUCCCCGUGUUUGUGCGCGGCGACACCGUGCUCCCCAUGCAGGAGCCCGCCUUGACCACCCGCGAUGCGCGUAAAACUCCGUGGACCCUCAUUGCUGCCCUCAGCGAGACGGGGACUGCCUCUGGCAAUCUGUACCUUGACGACGGGGAAAGCAUCGAGCCCAACUCUACGCUGACCGUCACCUUCAAGGCCAGCAAGUCCAGCCUCAGCGCCCAGCCCAGUGGAAACUGGAAAGAGAAGAACCCGCUUGGCAAUGUGAAUGUGCUGGGCGUGGCUCAUAAGCCGGGAGCCGUGACUCUCAACGGCAAGACCGUCCCGGCCGCGUCUGUUCAGUACAAUACUACUUCGCACGUCUUGUCAGUCACUGAUCUACAAGACCUGACAUCGAAUGGAGCCUUUGCGAAUAGCUGGGUCCUGAAGUGGUAG
Messenger RNA from Penicillium canariense, 2946 nucleotides. Its product is annotated as glycoside hydrolase family 31 protein. NCBI's taxonomy places the organism in Eukaryota, Fungi, Ascomycota, Eurotiomycetes, Eurotiales, Aspergillaceae. The transcript has 4 exons. Bases 1 to 2946 code for a protein of 981 amino acids. Gene Ontology annotation, molecular function: carbohydrate binding; hydrolase activity, hydrolyzing O-glycosyl compounds. Gene Ontology annotation, biological process: carbohydrate metabolic process. The record is from RefSeq and is a predicted model, not a curated record.